AUGCCUAGCAAUCGCAACUACGACUUCCUGAUCAAGCUCCUUCUCAUUGGCGACUCCGGUGUUGGCAAGUCAUGCUGUCUGUUGCGAUUCAGCGAGGACUCCUUCACCCCGUCCUUCAUCACCACGAUUGGCAUCGACUUCAAGAUCAGGACGAUUGAGCUGGAUGGCAAGCGUGUCAAGCUGCAGAUCUGGGACACUGCCGGCCAGGAGCGAUUCCGCACCAUCACCACGGCCUACUACCGUGGCGCCAUGGGCAUUCUGCUCGUCUACGAUGUCACCGACGAGCGAUCAUUCAGCAACAUUCGCACCUGGUUCCAAAACGUGGAGCAGCAUGCCACCGAGGGCGUCAACAAGAUCCUAAUUGGCAACAAGUGCGACUGGGAGGACAAGCGCGUUGUGUCCACGGAACAGGGCCAGGCACUGGCAGACGAGCUCGGCAUUCCCUUCCUCGAAGUCUCGGCGAAGAGCAACAUCAACAUCGACCAGGCCUUCUACAGCCUGGCUGCCGACAUCAAGAAGCGCCUCAUCGACAACCAGAAGACUGACACUGGAACCUCAUCCGGCGUCAAUGUCGGAGAGAAGAACGAUGCCGCCAGCGGCAAGUGCUGUUAAAAGGGGCGCCCAACAGGUUCUUUUGCGGCACGCGCACGCGCACGCGUGAGGCAUGACGUUGAUCUGAGACGGUAUUUGACGUAUGAUAUAAUGGAGACGGCAGCGCAACGCGAUCAAGACAUACAAGCUGUUUAUGAGGCCUGCGGUUUAUCAGCUUCGUGCCAGUAAUGACAUUUCGGACAUGAGGGUCACGAGAAUUCCCUGACUAAGAGAAAGACAUAACUACAAAAAAAUGAACACUUCCGAACCACUCGGCAGCACUCAAACCAACCCAUACAUAUCUACUUUAGAGAGAGCAAUUCUGGUUCGGAGUUCUUUUGCGGUCUUCCUCCUCCCCCCUUCGUGUUUUUUCUUCCUUUUCUUUUCCGUUGCCCUUUAUGUCUCUCUUUUGUUAUCUUUUCUUUUCUUUUUCUUACUUUGGGUUCUAAUACAAAAAAACUAUUUCAUCUCUACUGUGUCUAUGGCCGGUUCAUGGCGGCCGAGGAGAGACCUUGCGGUUUGUCAUGUUCGCCCGUUGGAGUCUGGCAAUUGGCAAAGAUAAAAAGAGUGGAUGGCAAAACAAGUGUGACAAGUGUCGCGAUAGAGCAAGGAAGAGAGGAAGCCCGGCAUGGGAAUAGGGAGCCAAAGGGAGGAAGAUGUGUAAUGCGGGAUGUGGCCACGAGUAUCAAACGACAGAAGCAUAUGGAUGUAGCCAGCAAGUCUAACAGUGUGUGGGCGACAAAACAAUCAGAGCUGGAGGCGAUCAGGUGGAAAUGUGUUGAUAGUUUUGGU
Molecule: messenger RNA, 1383 nt
Organism: Trichoderma reesei QM6a
Lineage: Eukaryota; Fungi; Ascomycota; Sordariomycetes; Hypocreales; Hypocreaceae
Product: secretion-related GTPase
Exons: 3
Coding region: 1-612 (203 amino acids)
Biological process (GO): protein localization to plasma membrane; protein secretion; regulation of exocytosis
Cellular component (GO): plasma membrane; endosome
Molecular function (GO): GTPase activity; GTP binding
Source: RefSeq, a predicted model, not a curated record